AUUCUUAUGGAGAAGAUAUUGAUGGACUCACACACUUCAUAACAGAUUAUGUCAAUUUCUGUGUGGAGAAUACCGUACCCACAAGGACUGUCCGGUGUUUCUCCAACAAUAAACCCUGGAUUAAUCCUGAUAUAAAGGCCCUCUUGAAGGAGAAGAAGAGGGCUUUUGGGUCAGGAAACAAAGAGGAGAUGAAAGCUGUGCAGAGAGAGCUGAGGAGAAAGAUCCGAGAUGGCAAGGAGAGCUACAGAAAGAAAAUGGAGGUCCAGCUGCAGGAGAAUAAUGUCAGCGGAGUCUGGAACAGCCUUAAAGCUAUUUCUGGCCACAAGAAGCCCGACUCCCAGGAUUGUGGGGAUUGGAAGUGGGUGAAUGAACUCAAUGUAUUUUUCAAUAGGUUUGAUCACUCUACUGCUCCCCCCACUACUCAGGCAGCAUUGCUGACACCCUCCUGCCUGGCAAGACCAUCACGCUUUCCUCUCCCCUCUCCCAUACUCACCCCCCUUCCUCUCCAUACACAGCUGCCUCCAAACAUCUCCCCUGUAGACAUACGUUCCAGCACAACCACCCCACCCCUCCAGUCC
Molecule: messenger RNA, 578 nt
Organism: Austrofundulus limnaeus
Lineage: Eukaryota; Metazoa; Chordata; Actinopteri; Cyprinodontiformes; Rivulidae
Product: RNA-directed DNA polymerase from mobile element jockey
Source: RefSeq, a predicted model, not a curated record